AUGGAAAUCACGGCCAAAGAUCUACCGGCGUUGUUGGACAAUGACACCUCGGUCAAGCUCGCCGGGAUCGACGUCGAUGGCAUGCUCCGCGGCAAGCUUGUCUCCAAAAAGAAGUUUUUGUCCAUAGCCGAAAAUGGUUUUGGAUUUUGCUCUGUCAUAUUCGGCUGGGACAUGCAUGACAGGACUUACAUACAGGAGCUGAAGGUCAGCAAUAAGGAGAACGGGUACAGGGACAUUAUUGCUGUGCCAGAACUCAACACCUUCCGGCGCAUCCCUUGGGAGAACAACGUUCCUUUUUUUCUGGUCAGCUUCUUUGAUCCCGAUACUAGGGAGCCGGUACCAGCAUGCCCACGUGGUUUGCUGAAGACACAGCUAGACAAGUUCGCGACCAAGGGCUACGGGGCCAUGGCGGGAGCCGAGUACGAGUUCUACCAGUUCAAGACCCCAGCGUCCGAUGGCGCCCCAUCCACCGCCACGUACCUCGAACGGAACCCUCCCUCCUCCCUCCCGUUCCUGGCCGAGGGCAUGUUCGGCUAUAGCCUGACCCGGCCCGUCCACAACCAAGACUAUUACUACGACAUCUUCAACACAUGUCAGACGUUCAAGUGCGAUAUAGAAGGGUGGCACACCGAGAGCGGGCCUGGCGUCUACGAGGCCGCUCUUGAAUUUGGCGAGCUCCGGCAGAUGGCAGACCGCGCCGCCCUAUUCAAGUACGUCGUCAAGUCUGUCGCCAUAAAACACGGUAUCACGCCGUGCUUCAUGGCGAAGCCCAAACAGGGGCUUCCGGGGAAUAGCGGCCACAUGCAUGUCUCACUCGUCGACGUGGACGGGAAGAACCUCCUCUACCGCGGGGAAACGGACCCGAACCCGCCAUACCCGGACGUGGCCGACCUCUCCGAUUUAGGGCGCCAUUUCCUAGCCGGCAUCCUCGAAGGCCUGCCCGACGUCAUGCCGAUGGUGGCGCCCACCAUCAACAGCUACAAGCGCUUGGUGGAAAACUUCUGGGCGCCGGUUACCGUAUCAUGGGGCCUAGAGCACCGGGCUGCCUCGAUACGUCUGAUCGCGCCGCCCACCGCCAAGCCGGGCGCCACGCGGUUCGAGGUCCGCGUCCCGGGCGCGGACGCAAACCCGUACUACGUGAUGGCGGCCAUCCUGGCACUGGGCUGGCGCGGCGUCGAGAAGAAGCUGGAUUUCCCCUGCCCUCCGCUAGGGAAGGGAGAGGAUGUGGGAAGUGGUUCCGAUACGGGUGCCCGCCUCGCCAAGACGUUGCGCGAGGCGACUGACCGGUUCAUGCGCGAGGGUAGUAUUGCGAGGGAAGUUUUCGGCGACGAGUUUGUGGAGCAUUUUGGCGGGACAAGGGCCCACGAGAUACGGCUGUGGGAUGAGGCUGUGACGGAUUGGGAGAUGAAGAGAUACAUUGAAACUGUCUAA
Chaetomium globosum CBS 148.51 is the source of this 1431-nucleotide messenger RNA. RefSeq lists its product as uncharacterized. The transcript has 3 exons. The record is from RefSeq and is a predicted model, not a curated record. The coding region runs from base 1 to 1431 and encodes 476 amino acids. Gene Ontology annotation, molecular function: glutamine synthetase activity. NCBI's taxonomy places the organism in Eukaryota, Fungi, Ascomycota, Sordariomycetes, Sordariales, Chaetomiaceae.